Telopea speciosissima is the source of this 2137-nucleotide messenger RNA. RefSeq names its product serine/arginine repetitive matrix protein 1. Lineage: Eukaryota; Viridiplantae; Streptophyta; Magnoliopsida; Proteales; Proteaceae. The transcript has a single exon. The record is from RefSeq and is a predicted model, not a curated record. Bases 188 to 1960 code for a protein of 590 amino acids.
AGCAAAGCAAAGCUUGAAUCUGCUCUCUCAUCUCUUCUCAAACAUUCCCCUUUUAUAUCUCUGCUUUUCCAUUUUCCUUACACCCGAAGUCUUCUUUAUCAUUUCUUCAUCGUCUCUUCACUCAUUCAUCUGUGAGAAAGCAAAGUUUCAAGACCCAAAACGAAUAAGAGUUUGUCUCUGUUCUUCAAUGGAGGAUGAAGACAAUUCCGCCAAAUCCCAACGGCUAGUUUCAGACAUGGGCUCUCCAACUGCACAAACCCAACCAAACCCAAGUAAGUUCUACUGGCAUUUCCUGUCUAAAGCUGUUCUUGUUACAGUUUUGCUCGUUAUUCUUCCACUUUUCCCUUCUCAAGCUCCUGAGUUUGUAAACCAAUCAGUUCUAACCAGAAGCUGGGAGCUUUUUCAUCUUUUAUUCGUUGGUAUUGCUGUAUCAUACGGCCUAUUCAGCCGUCGAAAUGUGGAAACAGAGAAGGAAAACCAAUCAAAAAUCGAUACUGCACAAAACUAUGUCUCUAGAAUUCUUCAGGUAUCGUCGGUUUUCGAUGAUGAUGUCGAUAGCCAAUUUGGGUCUGAUGAGAACAACAAGGUUCAAACUUGGAAUUCUCGUUACUUUAGAGGGGAACCCAUGCUUGUAGUUGAGCAAGAAAGUUCAGUUGCUGAUGAACAGAAUAGCACCGUUACUAAGAUCAGUAACAGACCUCUGCUUUUGCCUGUUCGGAGCUUGAAAUCGAGGGUUUCAGACUCAGAUGCUCUUGAAUCCAUUAAAGAACCCCAUGGGUUCUCUGGUUCGCUUAGUAGGUCCAGUUCUGGUUCGAGAAGUUCUUCUAAUGGUUCUGUCAAAACUAGGAAUGGGGAUAUUGGGGCUGUGGAUCCUCUAGACUUGGAGGAGAGAUUGCAGGAAAAUGUUGUUCUUCGUUCCCCAAUUCCUUGGAGAUCGAGAUCUGGAAGGAUGGAAAUGAAAGAAGAAUCUGAAGAUGUUACUCCUACUCCUUAUUCUCUUCCUCCCUCAGCUGAUGAAGCUGAAAUCGACAGGGACAGGCUCCGCUCUCAAUCUUUUCGAUCCGUAUCAUGGUCAUCCCGGACUAAUUCGACAUCACCCUCACCAAAGAAACACUCUCCUUCACCUUCUCUUUCACCAGAAUUGCGAGCCAAGAACGUGGAAGAUUCAGGAAGGAAGAAGAAUUAUUACACUUCUUCUCCCCCUCCUCCCCCUCCACCGCCCCCCCCAGUAAGCCGCAAAUCUCCACUGAUCACAUCGAAUUCUAAUCCAGUUAGUAAUGGAUAUUCUUCUGAGAAUAUGGGAAUUAAGAAAAGUUUCAAAGAUGAAUUGGAGGAUUUGAGUAGGAGCAGUAGAGGGGAUCUCAGGAGCAGAAAUGAUCCUAGCCUGGACACCUUAAGGGCAGAAGUGAAAUCAAGAGUCUAUACUGAAGGUACAUCAAUGGCCAAAUCGGUUCGAACAAUUAGAGCAAAUGAAGCCAUUGCAGAGGCCAGGAAAGCAAGAGAAUACAGUGGAGAGCGGCUGGAGGACAAAAAAGGGAAAAGAUGGAAGGAGGUUGAAGCAAUGUUCAUGACAAAAACAGGAAGAAGAGCAGGAGGAUUUGAUCAACUGCCGAUAAACACAGAGAACCCGAGUCUAGAGAGUCCCUGCCCCAUGCCAAAGUCACCACUCUCCAAGUAUCAGAUAGAAGAGAAGAAAGAAUCCUAUGACAAGGUUAUCGUGGAAGCUGAUGAGGACUCGGAUGGCGAGUCUGACACCGAGGCUGAUGUUGAUGACUCUCAAGGAAGCUUGGACAAAGAAAAAGUUGCCUCCAACAGUGGCACUGAUGCAGGGGUUGAUAGUGAGGUUGAUAAGAAGGCAGCUGAGUUCAUAGCCAAGUUUAGAGAGCAAAUCAGGCUUCAAAGGAUUGAGUCAAUCAAGAGAGCAAGUGGGAAAGGCAGUAAUAGAGCCUCUUCACAAUAAACCCAAUGCUUGUUCUGCUUCCAAAGAAUUCAAGCAAGAUGCAUUUGUAGUUGGCAUUUCUCUUCUACUUCUUUUCCUGUUUAUGUUUUUACUUCUCACCUGAGUAUCAAAGUGUUUUUGAAUUAUAAAUCUGGUAUAUUGGCAUAUGGAAAUCUGCAUGGUUUACAGCCUGUGAAA